CAGACCGAGAGCAGACAGCUGAUGUUUACUUCGAGUCCUGCAGGAACUGAGGAGAUUUUUAUCUUCUUUGGACAGUUUGUGAGAAAUGAAGAUGCUUUGAUUUUUUUUCUGACUGAAGCUGUUUAUUCAUCUCCAGAGACAAACAUACUUGGGUGAGUAAUGGGAAGCUUUAAGGGCCACGCGCUCCCUGGAAGCUUCUUCCUGGUAGCUGGAAUCUGGUGGGCAGGAAAGCACUCGCUCUGGCACGCCAGCCGCAGGAACAAGAACAUCGGUUCCACUCGGCUGGCCAGCAGAGCGUCACAGCGCCGUCUGGAGAUCAUCGAAAGCUCUGUCAUACUCUUCUUCUCUUUCGUCGGGAUGCUGGCAGAGCAGUUUGCAGCAGGCGGGCCGAGACUCCAGCUGUACGACUCUGCAGACAAACACUGGGAACAACUGAUGAACUGGCAGCACGCCACCAUGUAUCUGUUCUUUGGCCUGGCUGCGACCGUGUCUCUGAUCAUCCACACCACCGAGGCCGCGCCGCUGGCUCUGGACAGGAUAAUGCUGGCCAUCGCUUUCUUUAAUGAAGGAUUUCUUUUCUUCUACCACCUCCACGGCAGGAGCAUGCUAGACGUCCAUGUGCACCAGCUCCUUCUCUACGCCGUCUUUGGCCAGGCUCUGGUCGCCUUCCUGGAGGUUUUCCACCGAGGAAACAUCAUUCUGGAGCUGCUGCGCUGCACGCUCACUCUGCUGCAGGGAAGCUGGUUCUGGCAGAUCGGUUUUGUGCUGUAUCCUCCUCACGGCCCUGAGUGGGACCUAAAGGAUCACAACAACAUGAUGUUCGUCACCAUGUGUUACUCGUGGCAUCUCGCCUUCGCCAUGCUCAUCGUGAGCGCCAUCUAUUGCAUCGUCGGAUGCGUGGUUCGUUCCAGACUGAGGAAGACUCCUCCGAUGGAAAUGGGACUUCUGAAGCCCAGAGACCGCGAUCCAGAGUCAGAGGACGAGAUUUUAUGAAGAGGACUGCUUGUGACUCGUGUUUAUCACAAUUAAAUCAGGGAUAUGAUGUUUGCAGUUCAAGCAGCAGUACGACUCGAAGCAAAGCGUGCAGACGGAAGAGGGACACGGACGUUGUUUUCUGGAUGCUUUACUUUAGAAAUAUAUCUCUACCUCUGCCUUAUACAGUCAGCUGUAAACCCCUUUAGCCUUACUCUCAUCGUUCAGUGCUAUUUAUUUUACUGUGGCCUAACACACCUUUCUUAUACUUUUCAUUAUUCAUUUGCACAUGCAGUACAAGUGAACUCAUAACAGUCAGCUUUUUAUGGAUUGCACGCUUUUCACUCGACUUGACAAACUUCUCGUCAGACAUUUUGGUGUUGUGGCACCAUCAUGAGGUGAAAACAAUCAUCAUCACCACUUUAUUUUAUAAUACUGGAAAGCAUGUCUUUAGGUAUUUUACAUGCAUUUUUGUUUCAUAAUAUUGAGUCACACAUGGGAGCCUAACCCAAAUGCCAAAAAAAUAAUAAUUUUAUUAAAAUUGUUAAAAUGUU
Messenger RNA from Plectropomus leopardus (leopard coralgrouper), 1526 nucleotides. RefSeq names its product transmembrane protein 45a (gene tmem45a). NCBI's taxonomy places the organism in Eukaryota, Metazoa, Chordata, Actinopteri, Perciformes, Serranidae. The record is from RefSeq and is a predicted model, not a curated record.